Micromonas commoda is the source of this 855-nucleotide messenger RNA. RefSeq names its product chlorophyll a/b-binding protein-like protein, chloroplast precursor (gene LI818). The coding region runs from base 1 to 855 and encodes 284 amino acids. Lineage: Eukaryota; Viridiplantae; Chlorophyta; Mamiellophyceae; Mamiellales; Mamiellaceae. The transcript has a single exon. Gene Ontology annotation, cellular component: membrane. The record is from RefSeq and is a predicted model, not a curated record. Gene Ontology annotation, biological process: response to light stimulus; photosynthesis, light harvesting in photosystem I.
AUGACUCUCGCGAUCCGCACUCUCCGCGUCUGCGCCAGUUCGACCCGCCCUACCGCCAAGUCCACCGCUACUACGGAUAAGAAGAAGGCUGUGGUGACCGCCGGCAAGACGUUCUCCGAUAUAUCAGCCGCGGUGGACGCUGGCCUCGUGAAAGGGUGCGCUCCCUUUGAGGAUGGACUCGACGCCUUCGGAUUCUUCAACAACAUCGACCAGGCCGAGGCGCAGCGCUACGCCGACGUGGAGAUCACCCACGGCCGCGUCGCGAUGCUCGCCGCGAUCGGCGUGCUCGUCGGCGAGCAGGUCGAGGGCUCCUCUUUCCUCUUCGACUCCCAGGUCACCGGCCCCGCCAUCAACCACUUCCAGCAGGUCCCCGGCCUAUUCUGGGGCCUCCUCGGCGCCUUCAUCUUCGUGGUCGAGGCCUCUCGCGUCCAGCAGGCGUGGCAAGAUCCCUUCGUCGCGGACCGCCUGUUCCUGCUGAAGUCCGACCACGUGCCGGGCGACUACGGCUUCGACCCGCUCAGCCUCGGCGACGGCAUAUCCGACGAGGAGCUCGCCAGGCACAAGAUGGGGGAGCUGAACAACGGCCGCCUCGCCAUGAUCGCGAUAUCCGGCAUGGUCGGCCAGGAGCUCGUCAACGGUCUGAACCUUCUCCCGGCGGAUGACGUCAUGGGCCUCGGGUUCAGGCUCCCCGGCGCGCAGGCGGGGUUCAGGGCGCUAGAACAGGCGUGCAGGGGCGCGCCCAACGAGGCGGAGUGCGCCAAGGCUUUCGACGCGGCCGAGCGGGGGGGCGCCGCCGCGCUGGAGAACCUGCUCAACCAGGGUAGCCUGCUCACAUCCAUUUUCUCGGCCAACUAG